This is a messenger RNA of Engraulis encrasicolus (European anchovy), 2353 nucleotides long. RefSeq names its product zinc finger protein 572-like. Gene Ontology annotation, biological process: regulation of transcription by RNA polymerase II. Gene Ontology annotation, molecular function: DNA-binding transcription factor activity, RNA polymerase II-specific; chromatin insulator sequence binding. The transcript is spliced from 12 exons. The record is from RefSeq and is a predicted model, not a curated record. Lineage: Eukaryota; Metazoa; Chordata; Actinopteri; Clupeiformes; Engraulidae. Gene Ontology annotation, cellular component: chromosome; nucleus. Bases 107 to 2146 code for a protein of 679 amino acids.
CGCAUUGAUACUUUCACUUCUGAUUUUUACCCCUCCUCCCCAUCCCCCGCCCCUCACCCACUGACUUCCACCAUAACACAGCCAACGUGAGAAACUUCAGUGGUCUAUGGAGGAAGCAUUUGUUAGCAAGCUAUAUCAAAGAAGAACAUCAGCAAUGGUUUUAACGUGCAUCGUGCCGGGUUGUGGCAACAAACCCAGGGUUUACAGCCCCGUGGUGUUUCACACCAUUCCAAUUCAUUACAAACGGCGGAGAGUUUGGCUGGCAGCUUUAGAGUUGGACAUAUCAACUCCGUUGGAUGUUGUGAGGACCUGGAGAGUGUGCUCCGAACAUUUCACAGAUGAGGACUACACCGAGACUGGAAAACGGCUAAAAGACACUGCUACACCGUCAAUCCAGAAAUUGCGCAUCCAAUACAGAGAGGCUCCGGUCAACAUUGUGCCUGAUGCUGAGCCAGCCUCUCCUCAGUCGGUGUCCUCCUCAACUGGUCCGUCCUCUCCCGUCUCCACGCCAACCGUUACUGCCAGUGACGCUGAGAGCCGUCCAAGCCUCCCACUGACCACAGUGAAGGAGGAAGGUGGCAGUGCAGCAGUGUGUGGAGCUGUUUGGAACUCACACACUCACACGGGAUCUAAUCACACGCCUCUUACACACACCCAUGAAAGGGAACACUCGUACACUGAGGGCAGAAGAACGCGAUUCCUCCGCUCUGAGAAGAUUAGUUUGCAGGAGGAGGUGACUGUUCAAGUGUCCUGUCUGCUGCAGCUGUUUGACAGGUGUUUGGGCUGCAGUGCGGGGUCGUGUAGUGUCUUGACGCGGCGUGAUGGACGUGUUUUCCACGUGACUCAGCAAUGCUGGACCUGCCAAAUCAUCAUGGAAUGGGACAGUCACACAGCUGACUCAGGCACAGCCAACAAGCAACAGGAGGGAAGAGGAGAUGGAGGAGUGGUGGAAAUCAAGGAGGAGUGGGAGGAGAUCCAAGUCCAGGAGGAGGAGCAGCCCAGAGAGGAGCAGCGCGGGGCAGGCAGGAUGAGAAAGGAGGGAGUGGAGGAGCAGACUUCCCUGGACACUCUGGAGGAAGAGGAGGACCGUGGCGAUGAGGAUGAAGAGGAUGAGGUGGAGGGAGAAGACGGUAUGUCUGGGAUGCGGCGUGGGAGGAAGAGGAAGAAGAUGCAGGAUAUCAACGAAGAUGAUGAUGAUGAAGAUGGUGAAGAGUAUGAGGAGGGAGAGGAGGAGGCACAGUGGCAGGAGAAGAAGGCCAAGAAGAAGAGGGAGGAGAUUGACGAGGACUGGGCUCCGGAAGAUGACCAGGUGCUUCCGGAAUCGGAACGCCGUUCCUCCUGUUCUGAGGAGUAUGAUGAUGAUGGUGUUGAUGUUGAAGAUUGGGAGUGGGAGCUGUGCUCGGACUGCGGAAAAAAGUUCCGGAAUCGACCGGACAAACCGCACGUCUGCCUCCACAAAGCCAAACCAGUGGAAUGCCACAUAUGUGGCAAAAGAUGCCUCAACCAACAGGGUCUCAGUGUCCACAUAGCCCACUGCCAUGAACGAGGACCCCAGUGCAAGUACUGCAACAUGAUACUCAGGCUCACAGACGAAAAACUCCAUCACGAGGAGACGUCCCAUCGGGACGAGGAGGGCCCCAAGUUCCGCUGCGCCGACUGUUCCGAGCGUUUCCAUGACUACGAGAGCCGAGCCGCCCACCGGAAGACGGCGCACCCCCCCAACACCAUCUGCCCCUACUGCGACAGGAAGUUCAAGAACGAAUGUCAUCUAAAGAGACACAAGCUGAUACACACGGGAAAGAAGCCCUUUGCCUGCAGACUGUGCGACCGUUCGUUCAACCAAGACGGCCACCUGAAGUCACACAUGCGCCUACACACGGGAGAGAGACCCUUCAAGUGCCCGCAGUGUGAGAGGAGCUUCAACCACAACGUCAGCCUCAAGAACCACCUCCAGCGACACCAUGGAGCCAAGACUGGCCCAGCUCAACAGGAGACUUCCGGCACGCAGCAGGACGGUUCUAGAACUGACCAAAGUUCCGGAACAUUGCAGCAGACUUUGCUGAGCAGGCCUGAGGAAGAUGCUAAUAGUAAUCAGAACUCUAUAACAUGUUCUAGAACUGACCAAAGUUCCGGAACAUCGGAGUAGACUUUGCUGAAGAGCCCUGAGAGGACACACUAGCUUGUUCUUGAACUGAAACCGAUAUGAAAAAUCUUGAAGGUGCCGGAGGGUUCAGUCAAAUGUUCUGGAACAUAAGACUGGAUCAUGGUAACUGAGUACACCCCCCUUUUGUCUGUUCCUGUUUUUGAACUGGCUCUCCAGCUUUUGUAUAAAAUACUGCAUUGCAACCUCUCA